This is a messenger RNA of Vigna radiata var. radiata (mung bean), 3784 nucleotides long. Its product is annotated as chaperone protein ClpD, chloroplastic. Gene Ontology annotation, cellular component: cytoplasm. The transcript is spliced from 12 exons. Gene Ontology annotation, molecular function: ATP hydrolysis activity; ATP binding. NCBI's taxonomy places the organism in Eukaryota, Viridiplantae, Streptophyta, Magnoliopsida, Fabales, Fabaceae. Bases 663 to 3503 code for a protein of 946 amino acids. Gene Ontology annotation, biological process: cellular response to heat. The record is from RefSeq and is a predicted model, not a curated record.
CUGAACCUGUGAUUCCAAUGCAACCCCUAAUUAUCUUGACCGUGAUGUUACAAGAACAGAAAACAAAGCAAAAUUUGAUAGCAUAUCCCAUUAUUUGGAAAAAAGAACAAGUUCAUCUGAACCCAAUGUUAAUCAGAGAGUAGUCAAGUUACAACGCAAACUUACAUUAAACACAAGAAGGGAAUUUGGUUCAUUUCAGAAGGGUCCAAGAUAUUCGUUGAAUUUAACCAUAAUUGUUUUGAAUGAUUAGUAUUUGUAAAUUGUAAGAAAACAACCUAGUUGGCGGCUCCAAGAGACGGGGGUUGCGGGUAGUCCAGGUACGCUGACCUUUUGGUGUUGCUUUGUGGAUGGACGAAAGCAUUAGCCUUUUCCCAACCAAGAAAGAAAGAAAAGUUGGCUUUCGCUCUUUCUUUCUCUCUCUCUCUCUCCCUCUCGCGGUGACGUGUCCGCCAUUCUUACUCCAUACCUUCCUUCCCCGUUCUUCUUUCCUUCUCCUCACACCGAAAACAAAACUUAAGACUAAAAUAACAUUAAAAAGGUUACUUUUUCUUAGUCUUCCACGAACCCUCCGUGAUCUUCGCCUCGUUGUUACUAUUCAUUCUCACGUAACCACCUCGGAACUCACUCACUUCACUUUUGACGGCCAAACCCAACCCUAAACCAUGCAAGUUUCCUCGUCCUGGUUCGGAACCUUACCUUGCUCACACGUUCGCUCCCUUCCGCCGGAUCCCUGUUCCACCUCAACCACAUGGCUUUUCGCUGCCUCCUACACCCAUUCCUCUUCUACUAACUUCUUAUUCACGCGCCCUCGUCCACAACCCUUCACUUCUUUAUCGUUUCUCGUCUCCCAGAGAAAGGGCUUCUCGCUGACCUCGCUGACACCGAUCAGAAGGACGAAGAAGAGAAGAAGAGCGUUGCGUGUUUCCGCGGUUUUCGAGCGGUUCACGGAGAGAGCGAUAAAAGCCAUAGUCUUGUCGCAGAGGGAAGCCAAAGCGCUUGGAAGCGAAUUGGUUUACUCGCAACAUCUCUUGCUGGGGCUCGUGGCCGAGGAGGAUCGCUCCACCGACGGUUUUCUCGCGUCUGGUAUCACCGUCGAGAAGGCGCGUGAGGUUGUUCGCGUUGUCUGGAAUCGGAACACUUCCGCUCGAGGUGGGGCUGGUGAUGAUGACAAAAGAAGUGCCACGCAGGUUCCCUUUUCUGUCAACGCGAAGCGAGUGUUUGAGGCUGCGGUUGAGUAUUCAAAGUCGCUGGGACACAAAUUCGUUGCCCCGGAACACAUUACUGUUGGUUUAGUCAAAGUAGAUGAUGGAAGUGUUAGUAGGGUCCUUUACAGAUUGGGGACGAAUGGAAACCAAUUGGCAGCUGUGGCAUUCUCCAGAUUGCAAAAGGAGAUUGCUAAAGACGGUAGAGAACCUAAUACGGUGUCCAAGGGAAUGCCUAAGAAAUCGAUUUCUAGAAAAGGUUCUGAUGCUGGAGCCUCUGGCACAACAGGAGAGGAGAGUCCUCUAUCACAAUUUUGUGUGGAUCUCACUGCCCGUGCAAGUGAAGGGCAAAUUGAUCCAGUUGUUGGCCGAGAAGUUGAAGUUCAGAGAAUAAUUCAAAUACUAUGCAGGAAAACAAAAAGCAAUCCCAUUCUUCUUGGUGAAGCUGGGGUUGGAAAAACUGCUAUUGCGGAGGGCCUGGCACUUCGCAUUGCAAAGGCAGAUGUUUCUCCAUUUUUAUUGACAAAGCGUGUGAUGUCCUUGGAUAUAGCCCUGUUAAUGGCUGGAGCAAAAGAAAGAGGAGAGCUAGAGGAACGUGUUACAAACUUGAUAAAAGACGUAAUAAAGUCAGGUGAUGUCAUUCUCUUCAUUGAUGAAGUUCAUAUACUUGUUCAGGCAGGAACAGUUGGGAGAGGAAAUAAAGGAUCUGGCCUAGACAUAGCAAAUUUACUCAAACCUGCACUUGGAAGGGGUCAAUUUCAGUGUAUUGCCUCAACCACCAUAGAUGAAUACAGACUUUAUUUUGAAAAAGAUACGGCAUUGGCUCGACGGUUUCAACCUGUUUGGGUUGAUGAACCGAAUGAGGAUGAUGCGAUUAAGAUCCUUACGGGAAUACGUGAGAAAUAUGAGGCAUAUCACAAAUGCAGAUACACAGCGGAUGCUAUAAAGGCUGCAGUUGAUUUGUCAGCAAGAUACAUAGUUGAUAGGUAUCUACCUGAUAAAGCUAUUGACCUCAUAGAUGAAGCAGGAAGCAGGGCUCGUAUUGUAGCCUUCAAGAAGAAAAAGGAACAAGAAACUGGCAUUCUUUCUAAGUUGCCAGCUGAUUACUGGCAAGAAAUCAGAGCAGUCAAGUCCAUGCAUGAAAUGGAGACCAAGCUUAAAUACUAUGGCGCUUCCAACAUUCAUGAAAACAAUGAACUCAUACUGGAUUCAUAUUUAUCUUCUACGGCCACAGAUGAUGAACCAAUAGUAGUUGGGCCAGAAGAUAUAGCAGCAGUUGCUUCCCUCUGGUCAGGAAUUCCUGUGCAGAAGCUCACGGCUGAUCAAAGAAUUCUUCUGUUAGACCUUGAUAAUAAACUUCGCAAACGUGUUAUUGGACAAGAGGAGGCUGUUGCUUCCAUUUCCAGAGCUGUAAAGAGAUCCCGGGUUGGCCUCAAGGAUCCUGAUAGACCAAUAGCUGCCAUGUUAUUCUGUGGUCCUACUGGGGUUGGGAAAACAGAACUUGCAAAAUCUUUGGCUGCCUGUUACUUCGGAUCGGAGGCAGCCAUGGUACGAUUAGAUAUGAGUGAAUACAUGGAGCGGCAUACAGUGAGCAAAUUGAUCGGAUCGCCCCCAGGUUAUGUUGGUUAUGGAGAGGGUGGCGUUUUAACAGAAGCUAUUAGAAAAAAACCUUUUACCGUGUUAUUGCUUGAUGAAAUAGAGAAAGCUCAUCCAGAUAUAUUCAACAUUCUUCUUCAAAUUUUGGAAGAUGGUCAACUUACUGAUUCUCAGGGUCGCAGAGUUUCAUUUAAAAAUGCAUUGGUGGUAAUGACUUCAAAUGUGGGGUCUAGUGCAAUUGCUAAGGGUCAACACAACUCCAUAGGUUUCUUGAUUCCUGAUGAUAAAACAACGUCAUACAAUGGCUUGAAAUCGAUGGUAAUUGAAGAACUAAGGACAUAUUUUCGUCCAGAAUUGCUCAACAGGAUAGAUGAAGUGGUAGUGUUUCAAUCCCUUGAGAAGUCACAGUUACUGAAGAUAUUGGAUUUGCUUCUUGAAGACAUGAAGAAAAGGGUGUUGUCCCUAGGACUCCAUGUUAAGGUGUCUGAAGCGGUGAAGAACCUAGUGUGCCAGCAAGGCUAUAACCCAACAUAUGGUGCUAGGCCUCUGAGAAGGGCCAUUACAUCACUGAUAGAAGAUCCAUUGAGUGAGGCAUUUCUUUUUGGAGAGUGCAAGCCAGGUGACACUGUCCUCGUUGAUUUGGAUGCUAAUGGUUACCCCUUUGUUACAAAUCAGCUUGAUAAGAUUGUCAAAUUCUCUGACUGACACAACCCAUGCCUGUAAUUAAUUACUGUACAGAAGCAGUAGUAUAUGAUAGGUAUACAUACAUAUACACAUAAUAUGACUAAUGUUUUGUCUCUUUGGUAGCAUAGCUAUUUGAUUCUUAUGAAUGAGCAAGCACACCACAUCAACCAACGAGCUUCUUCAUGGCUCAUCAGAUGUCGGAUUUACUAAAUGUGGCAACACAUUAUUCCAUGUAAAACUUUUGUCCACAAACAUUCUAUUCAAAUUAUAUUCAUUUAUACACAAGCUAUAUAGUUCAACAA